Messenger RNA from Trifolium pratense (red clover), 981 nucleotides. Its product is annotated as ras-related protein Rab11A. The transcript has 2 exons. The coding region runs from base 108 to 782 and encodes 224 amino acids. Gene Ontology annotation, molecular function: GTP binding; GTPase activity. Gene Ontology annotation, cellular component: endosome. NCBI's taxonomy places the organism in Eukaryota, Viridiplantae, Streptophyta, Magnoliopsida, Fabales, Fabaceae. The record is from RefSeq and is a predicted model, not a curated record.
UAACCCCUUUAUUAGUUUCAACCUUGAAGCAAAAGAAACACCACAACAAAAAGUGAGAGAGGUACUGCAUACAUAAUUGAUUUUAUAGAAGAAAUUGUUGUGAAAAAAUGGCUACUGGAGGUUAUGGAGAUGCAAACCAGAGGAUAGACUACGUUUUCAAGGUGGUUCUGAUCGGUGAUUCAGCGGUGGGAAAAUCACAGAUAUUAGCUAGAUUUUCUAGGAACGAGUUCAGCUUGGACUCAAAGUCUACGAUCGGAGUUGAAUUUCAGACACGGACUUUGGUCAUCGAUCAUAAGACCGUUAAAGCUCAGAUCUGGGAUACCGCUGGUCAAGAACGAUAUAGAGCAGUUACAAGUGCAUACUACAGGGGUGCUGUAGGGGCAAUGUUAGUCUACGACAUCACAAAACGCCAGACCUUUGAUCACAUACCCCGCUGGCUAGAAGAACUUCGUAAUCAUGCUGACAAAAAUAUAGUCAUCAUUCUUAUAGGCAACAAGAGUGAUCUUGAGAACCAGCGUGAUGUACCAACAGAGGAUGCAAAAGAGUUUGCUGAGAAAGAAGGGUUAUUUUUCUUAGAGACCUCGGCAUUGGAAGCAACUAAUGUUGAAGCAUCCUUCAUGACAGUUUUGACAGAAAUCUACAACAUUGUCAACAAGAAAAACCUAGCUGCUGAUGAAAGCCAGGGAAAUGGGAACACGGCAUCUUUAUUGGGCCAGAAAAUUAUUAUUCCCGGUCCUGCACAAGAAAUUCCUGCUAAGAGAAAUAUGUGUUGCCAGUCCUGAUUUUUUUUUUUUAAAAAAAUUGUUUCAAUUUAGUAUAUUUCACGAUUCAAUGUCCCUACUACCAAAUUUUGAAAGGUUUGGCGAAUUUCCUUUUGUAAAUUUAAAAUUUAAUUUGUUUGGGUUGUGGAGUGAAGGACAACAAAUGGAGGUUAAUAUAUAGAUUGCCGAUAUAAUAUUUAACAAUUCAUGAAUUUCUUAA